AUGCUACAUACAGUCAAGAGAUCCACGGUGAACACAUAUAAAAGAGCUCACCCUUGUUACACUUUGAGAAGAUUUAAACAUGUCUUGGGUAUAGAUUUGGGGACAACAAACUCGGCAGUGGCGUAUGUAGGAUCCGAUAAAGAGCCUCACAUUAUUGAAAAUGAGGAAGGGAAAAGGGCAACGCCAUCCGUAGUGGCAUUUGAUGACGAAAGGACGUUGGUGGGAAUACCCGCAAAAAGGCAAGCCGUGAUCAACCCACAAAACACCUUCUUUGCAACGAAGAGAUUGAUUGGAAGAAAAUUCGAAGACCAUGAAGUUCAAAGGGAUAUCCGAAAUGUUCCUUAUUCGAUAGUCCCCAACAAGCAAGGAGAUGCGGUACUAAAAACUUCAACUGGACGUGAGAUAACUCCCUCAGAAAUCGGAGGUUUGAUAUUGCAAAAGAUGCAAGAGAUUGCUGGGAAGCAAUUGGAUGAUAAGAACAUCAACCAGGCAGUUGUUACUGUCCCGGCGUACUUUAACGAUAGUCAAAGACAAGCUACUAAAAAUUCUGGCAAAACAGUGGGGUUGGAAGUGCUUCGAGUCAUUAAUGAGCCAACAGCAGCUGCACUUGCAUACGGAUGUGAUAAAUCAAGGAAGGAAGGAAUCGUUGCUGUAUUUGAUUUUGGUGGUGGAACCUUUGAUAUCUCAAUCUUGGACAUCGAGGAUGGUGUUUUUGAAGUUCGAGCUACAAAUGGAAACACCCACUUGGGAGGUGAAGAUGUCGAUAUCAUUUUGUUGAAACGCAUCCUUGCCAGUUUCAAGGAAAAAUAUGGCAUUGACUUGUCAAAGAACGAGCUAGCCGUUCAGAGAAUAAGAGAGGCUGCCGAGGAUGCUAAAAUUGAACUAUCCAAAGUAAAAGAAACUGAAAUCAAUAUUCCAUUCAUUUAUGAGGACAAACAUAUCAAGUUCCGGUUAACCGAAGAGGAACUUGACGAAAUGUCAAUGCCUGUAAUUGAGCAGGUGAUUGAACCUGUCAAGAAAUGUGUUAGAGACGCGGAACUCAAGUUCAAAGAUAUUGAUGAGAUCCUUUUAGUAGGAGGUAUGACCAGAAUGCCCAAGAUUCGAAACGUGGUGGAGGAACUUUUCGGUAAAAAGCCAAGCACAGCAGUAAAUCCUGAUGAAGCCGUGGCCCUUGGUGCUGCUAUUCAGGGAGCUGUUUUAUCGGGUCAAGUUAAAAAUGUGGUAUUACUCGACGUUACUCCUUUGUCGUUGGGAAUCGAGACUUACGGUGGAAUAUUCAGUCCUUUGAUACCACGGAACUCGGCAGUGCCUAUCAAGAAGGAGCAGAUGUUUUCCACUGCUGUUGAUGGCCAAACAGGUGUUGAGUUACGAGUAUAUCAAGGUGAAAGGAUGCUAGUAAAGGAUAACAAGUUGAUUGGUCAAUUCAAAUUAUCCGAUAUACCUCAGGGCCCUAAAGGUACCCCACAAAUUUCCGUCCAAUUUGAAAUCGAUGCGGAUGGGAUAAUUAAUGUUAGUGCAUCUGAUAAAACUCCUUAUCCAAAGGACUCUCAACACUAUGGAAAACAAAACACCGUGUCAAUACAAGUUACCGAAGUGGGAUUGACCGAUGCAGAGGUGCAGAAGAUGAUUGAGGAAAGUAACAGGAACAAAGAAGCUGACGAGGAGAUGAGAAAGUAUUAUGAACAUGCAUCGAGAGCAGAGAUUUUAUGCACAGACACCGAGGUAGCUUUGAUUCAAUUCGGGGAAUUGAUGGAAAAGUCGGAGAAAGAAAAUAUCCAGGGUUAUAUCAACAAAAUUAAGGAAAUCAUUGAUGAUAUAAGAAGCAACAAGAAGCUCCAUGAUCCUAAGGUGCUCAAUGACAAGUUGAACGAGAUGCAGAAGGAAUGCAUGGAAGCAAUCAAAAAAGUUGCCAUAAAGCAACAAGAGCAAAGACAGUAA
Messenger RNA from Lodderomyces parapsilosis, 1938 nucleotides. RefSeq names its product Hsp70 family ATPase. The coding region runs from base 1 to 1938 and encodes 645 amino acids. Gene Ontology annotation, cellular component: cytoplasm; mitochondrion. The record is from RefSeq and is a predicted model, not a curated record. Gene Ontology annotation, molecular function: ATP hydrolysis activity; ATP-dependent protein folding chaperone; misfolded protein binding. Lineage: Eukaryota; Fungi; Ascomycota; Pichiomycetes; Serinales; Debaryomycetaceae. Gene Ontology annotation, biological process: protein refolding; cellular response to unfolded protein. The transcript has a single exon.